This is a messenger RNA of Xenopus tropicalis (tropical clawed frog), 6880 nucleotides long. It is a transcript of the gene thra, whose product is annotated as thyroid hormone receptor alpha. The record is from RefSeq and is a predicted model, not a curated record. Gene Ontology annotation, cellular component: nucleus. The coding region runs from base 640 to 1896 and encodes 418 amino acids. The transcript has 10 exons. Gene Ontology annotation, molecular function: sequence-specific DNA binding; thyroid hormone binding; zinc ion binding. Gene Ontology annotation, biological process: regulation of DNA-templated transcription; positive regulation of DNA-templated transcription; DNA-templated transcription. Lineage: Eukaryota; Metazoa; Chordata; Amphibia; Anura; Pipidae.
CCUUUCCUCUCUGUCUGUAUCCCUGACACACGGAGGGAAGAGAAGAAAGAGAGACAAACAGCCAGGAAACGUACAGUAACACACAGGCGGGAUCUAUACAAAGCCAACACUUCAUUGCUCCUUCCACUGAUGAUUUUUUUGUACCUUGGAGGGGGGGUAAAAGCCUUGGGAUUUUGGGGGGGAAGCUGAAAAGGACGAGCCUGCCCCCCCACCUGUUUUUUUUUUUCACUAGCCACAUUUCCCACUGUCUUCGCCCCCCCACUUUUUUUUUUCUUUGUAAGUUCUCUGUUCCCCUUUCCGGGCAGCAGCAGCAGCAGCAGUAGGAGCAGCAGGAGCAGCAAGAAGAUCAGAGGAGGAAGGGGGGGGUUUAAAGCCCCUGGGCCGGGUCUUCAGUGCAAAGAGUGCAUUGGAAAACAGCAAGAACAUUCCAGCGAGAGCAUAUGAAUGCAAUAGAGAAUAAAUAGCCCUCCGUUUCAAAGAGGCCUCAACACCUCUCUCUGCAUACUAAAGUGGGAAUGGUCAACCUGUGAGAGGCGUCAGCCCGCCUCCAUGUGAACGCCACGCCCCAUGAGCCUCGGGCAGCUGGGGGCGGAGCCCACCUUGGUCUCUUCGGAUUGGUUCUGGAUGGAAUUACGUUGAAUGGACCAGAAUCUCAGCGGGCUGGACUGCUUGUCAGAGCCAGAUGAAAAAAGGUGGCCGGAUGGGAAGCGAAAAAGAAAGAACAGCCAAUGUAUGGGAAAAAGCGGCAUGUCCGGUGACAGCUUGGUGUCUCUGCCCUCUGCAGGGUACAUCCCCAGCUAUCUGGACAAAGACGAGCCGUGUGUGGUGUGCAGUGAUAAGGCCACGGGGUACCACUACCGCUGUAUCACUUGCGAGGGGUGUAAGGGUUUCUUCCGUCGCACCAUCCAGAAGAACCUGCACCCCUCCUAUUCAUGCAAGUACGAUGGCUGCUGCAUUAUCGACAAGAUCACCCGAAACCAGUGCCAGCUCUGCCGCUUCAAGAAAUGCAUUGCCGUUGGCAUGGCAAUGGAUCUUGUCCUGGAUGAUACCAAGCGGGUAGCCAAGCGAAAACUGAUUGAAGAGAAUCGAGAGCGGCGGCGGAAGGAGGAGAUGAUCAAGACUCUGCAACAGCGUCCAGAGCCCAGCAAAGAGGAGUGGGAGUUGAUUCGCAUCGUAACAGAAGCUCACAGGAGCACCAACGCUCAGGGCAGCCACUGGAAACAGCGUAGGAAGUUUCUGCCGGAAGAUAUCGGGCAGUCUCCCAUGGCUUCCAUGCCAGAUGGGGAUAAAGUUGACUUGGAGGCUUUCAGUGAGUUCACCAAAAUAAUAACCCCAGCAAUUACGAGAGUGGUGGACUUUGCUAAGAAGCUGCCCAUGUUCUCUGAGCUGCCUUGUGAAGAUCAGAUCAUCCUGUUGAAAGGAUGCUGUAUGGAGAUCAUGUCUCUCCGUGCUGCUGUGCGCUACGAUCCGGACAGCGAGACCCUAACGCUAAGCGGUGAGAUGGCGGUAAAAAGGGAGCAGCUUAAGAACGGAGGUCUGGGUGUUGUCUCGGAUGCCAUCUUUGACCUUGGAAGAUCGCUUGCUGCAUUCAACCUUGACGACACGGAAGUGGCGCUGCUGCAGGCUGUUUUGCUCAUGUCAUCAGACCGUACUGGUUUAAUGUGCACGGACAAGAUAGAGAAAUGUCAAGAGACCUACCUUCUCGCCUUUGAACACUACAUCAACCAUCGCAAACACAACAUUCCCCACUUCUGGCCCAAGCUCCUAAUGAAGGUGACGGACCUGCGCAUGAUAGGGGCAUGCCAUGCCAGCCGCUUUCUGCACAUGAAGGUUGAGUGCCCCACUGAGCUCUUUCCACCGCUCUUCCUUGAGGUCUUUGAGGACCAGGAAGUCUGAGGGACAGUGCAUGUUGGUAGAGAGGAAAGUGCAUUUAUCCCUUCUGUUCCUCCCUGCCUUGGUUGGCCAUUAUAUCCUAAGAAGACAAUAUAGGAAAAGCCUGCUACAGCUAAAGGAACCUUUCAUUGUGGUACAUCAGGAUAACGGAGAUAUGGAAGCUUGCCAGCUGUCAUCUUGGUAAAGCCAAUAAACCCAAGAACAGAAGCUGUUUGGCCCCAGACCUGACCCGAUUAAAGGUUGGAGGCUGAGCGGCACGCAAGACGUCCAAGGAAAAGGCGCUUCUACCCUUUUUGUUGUUGUUGUUGUUCUUGUUGUUUCCUAUGGCACCAUUAUGAUACACCCGUGAAUGGAUGCUUGUUUAUUCCAACAUAGUCAUCCCCAAGCCCCUCCGCCACCAAGAGCCCAAGUGGAACAUGAUUGGGCGGCUCCUAAUAUGGGAGGGGAACAGAUGAUGAGAUGUAAACUCUCCUGCAUCCUCCCCAUAUACGAAAAUGUAAUUGUAGCUAGAUAGAUAUAGAUAGAUAGAUAGAUAGAUAGAUAGAUAGAUAGAUAGAUAGAUAGACAGACAGAUAGAGAUGUAAGGGUACAGUAUAUAACAAGUUCAGUGUCAAGCCUUGUUGAGCUUGGGAAUGCCACACCGUUCUCAUAUCUUAUUAAUGUUGGCCUUUGCUUCCCGCUCUUUAGCUACACUGUCCAGUUUAUAGCAGACGCUCUGCUUUAAAAAACAGGGAAGUAUUUGUGUGUAUUUGUAUAUAUAUACACUCAAAAUAAUCCCACUCAGAUGCAAAUCUUUAACAUUUCUUAAGUGCCAAUGUUCCAUGCAAUCAAGAAAACAUUGCAGUGAAUAAUGCUUUAAUUUUGUGUACCAUGUAGGUAGGAUAUGUAGAUAUCUAUCUAUCUAGCUAUCUAUCUGAACAUCAGUUUGGGUGUGUAUAUAAUACUCGUAUAUAUAUAUACACUCAGACCUAUAACAUAUAUAUAUAUCUAUAUAUAUGUUAUAUCUAUCAGAUCCUAUUUUUACUCCAGGUGCUGAAUUCACCUCUGCAGAGUGCCUGUCAGGCCAAACGUUAUUCCUCAUUUUACCCAUAGUAAGAAGCCAGAUGGGAGUCGGGGCUAUAGUAUAUGUCACACCCCUCCCUUGCACAGAAUUUUCUCCUACAUUUAUAUAAUAAUCACCCCAUACUCUUUUGUUUGGGAUGAAAAAAGCACCAAAGCCUGCCUUCUAUUCCCCCCCCCACCCCAGACCCUGCCAUGCGGAAAAACCAGAGACCCUCAGCAGCUACGCAAAACCAAAAAUGUUUUCUAAGAAGCACUUUGAAAUGCCAGAUUGCAUGUGUUAUCUCUUUUAUGCUGCUCUCCUGCAUCUUAGUCUGCGCCUCUAUUGAGGAGAUGCUAUGUGGCUUUACAGAGUUCCUGGCAGCCUUACUGUACAGCCUCUUACGUCAAUUUCUAACCCUAUUUUGGGUUAUUAUUGCCAAGUUUUCUACAUGAUGGGGGGUAGUUCACCCCACGUUCUGCUGUAGAAUUUAUUGCCUUCCCUUAAAUCCCCUCUAUUUGCACUUUGCUGAAAGCACUUGUUACCAAUGAUGGACUUGAUACCUUGUUUUUUGUUAUCUUUUUCCCCUAAGAACCUAAAGAAGCACUUAGUGUAUUUUAAGAUAUUUAACCCCAUUAUUCUGUGCUGUUAAUACACACCGGUGUUGUUAUCACUGGGUGCUAUUGGACAGAGCUUAGAACAAAUAAAAAGGCACUGCUUGCCCAUUUGCUGCCAAGUGGCCCCAUAAGGCUCAGCGGUGGCAGAAGCACUUAAUAUUUAUGACUUAAAAUGUCCCUUUUGAUUUCAAUUAUUUUGGGGUUCGGCAUUUUUCCGCAGGCAGAUUCCUCCCCCCCCCCCCCCCCACGCCCAUUAAAAUUGAAGAAGCACUUAAAUUUAUAGUUUGGUUUUUUUUAAAAAUAAAACCCAUAUCUUUUUAAUCAAUUUUUGGAAGAGAGGUUGGCUCUGCAAAGGGAAUUCUGUGCCAUAAUUUGGGGAUUCGUUGCGUAUUCCCAGGGAUACGUUUGGGAGCCAGCAGGCUGUUGGCUUAAUAUGAGGGAUUGUGGGUAUAUCGGUCCAGUCCCACCCAGCGCCAGAGAAAAUGAAAAGGGAUAAUCAGUGGGUCAAAUUCAUAUAAUUUAUUCACGACUUUGUCUCCCGUUUCCAGUGCAGCAGCUUCUCCAUAGAUUGGAGAACCCUCUAAGGGUGAAGACACACAGAGCUACUAGUAGCAGCUACUUGUCACAGUUACAGAAAUAGACAAUGCUGAUCCUUUACUGAUAAUUGUCUCUAUGUGUGUUUUAGCAGAGGCAAUUCUCAGUAUUUUCUAUGGCGGGGUAUUUUCUAGAGUUUAGUAGCCGUGACAAGUAGCUGCUACUAAGUAGCUCUGUGUGUCUUCACCCUAAAGAACCUUAGUGCUGCAGGCUUCAAAUCGAAAUCAGUAGCAGCUGUUGAUUGGCCGUUAUAUUGAACAUUCAUGUUAAACAGCACGGUUUCCUCUGGCUCUGGUUGCGGCACAGUGGGCUUACCUCAGCUAUUUAGCGGAAGAAAAAAAAAAGGAAAAAAAUGUUGGUUUUGUGUUCGAAUAGUGUUUUUCUCGCUCCUGGGCUCUGUUGGAGGCCUGCCUUUCGCACUGCCGACCACCGUCAGGGCCUCAGGCGCACAGCUAUCUCUCUUAGAUUAACGUCGGCGGACUGGACGUUAUAAAGAAAUGAGGUCCGGUCCACUCAGUGGACUUUAAAGAUUCCAGGCCUCAGAGACCUGGCUAAUUUGUACCCCACCACGAGAAACCCCCUCCCCUUGAAACCCUUGCAAAUGUGUGUGCUUAGCACACUCUAAACAAACUAGAAAAGUAUGUAUAUAUGUGUAUAUAUGUGCCGCAGUGGUGUCACCUCAGAGGUGGCUGCACUUAUCUUUAUUUCCAUGCUUGUUAACUUCUUUUUUUUUUUUAAUUUUAACCCCCCCAUCCCGGUGCUGCAGAGAUACUUCACCGAUCUCGGGCAGCUGAGGCUUUUAGAGAAAUUUUUUUUUUUGUGUUUUCUUUUUGUUUUUGGCUUGAGGGCCGGUUUCAAUGGAGGACAACUCACUGGGUCCUCAGACUGGUUGGUACAGAAGUAUGUCUUAACCCAGGUUUUUUUUUUUAGAAUUCUUUGUAGCGGUCUGUAUAAGCUUUUGGUGCCAUUCCUAUUCCUUUCUCCUUCCACUGUGUAAUGCAGUCCCAGUAACUCAUUUAUGGCCAGAGGGUCCUGCAAGGCAUUGUAGGGUCCUCCCUCAGAUGUAAAUGGAGUUGUUCUUCACCAAUAAGGCCGCCCAACAAUGUACGUCCCAGUGAUAACCCACCACCUGUAGCCUCACCAGCUUCUCACAGGGAUAUACGUUGAUUCAUUUUAGAGUCCGCCUCUUUAUUUGGCCACUCAACGAUGAUGCUUCGACUGGCACCUAUAUAUAUAUAUUUUUUGGGGAUGUGGGGUGGCAGGAGCAGCAGCUCACCCUGCAGAUUUUCGAGAUCCUUGCUCACAUAACCGCCAAUCCUAUGUUCCCCGGCAAGGAACCAGCGACGCCAUCAAGCAGGAUCUACCCGCCCGGUGUCACGAGCCGCUCACGGUUCCACGGGCGCCCCCCUUCCUUGCUGCUAAAGCCGUAUAUGAACUCUUGGAAGAUUGUAUGCUAUGACACCUGUUGUGAUUUCAGAGUAUAAAUAGGAUUUUUUUCUUUUUUUGUCCUUUCAACCCUGCCAUUCCCUCAACACUACAUAUAAUUUUCUCUGGGAUAUUUUUUUUCCGUUCAAUCAAUACCUUAUGCAGAAGCAACCUUGCAACUGACAGUAACUAUGUCUGCAUUGGAGAGAGCAUUCGGCCACACUCGCUCUCCCAGCUCGCACACUCACACUUUAUUCAUACCAGGAAUAAACCAGGAAGAAGUUUCUUUUUUUUCUCUCAUACGCUCAUACCUCAGACUACGACCCCUCUCAUUCUCUUUUUGCGUUUGCCGACCUCACUGUUUUGACUUAAGGUGAGAACCCCCCCUUUGACGAGAAACUGAUUGUGAGGGGGUUUCUGUUUCUCACCGGCUGGAAGGUGUGUGUAUAUGGUCCUUACAGAAAGACCCUAACUGAAAAAAAAAAAAAAAGGACGGGCAAUGAACUUGAGAAACGGCACAGAAAAGGGGACAAGAUGGAUACCAGAGAACGUCUUCAUUUUACUAUCCGCAGCAUUAAGAAAAAUAAAUCUACAAACCUCCGGCUGCCUCAGCCACUAAAGAUUAUGUUGGACUUCAUUUCCUUUGACUCCACCCCACGCAAAUUACAUCAAUUUUUUUUUUUUCCUCUUUCGCCCCAAAAUGUAAAAUGGUGGGGGAUUUAUUUUUUUUAAAUUACUUUCACCUCAUCCGUUCAGAAUAGUUUCCACAGGAGGUUUAACACAUCUUAGCUGUAAUUUACUGGAGAGUUUAACUUUUACAAGGAAAAUAUUUCAGUUUUCUGUUAUAUAUAUAUAUAUAUAUUCAUUGCUUUUCACCAUUUGUUUUGUACUGACAGAAAAGAGGAAUUUGAGGUAUCCCCACCUCCUCUUCCUCCUCCGCCUCCUCAUCGUUUUGUAUUGAUUAGGCAAGAUUUAACGGGUUCUGUGGCAAAAAUGAUAUUCCAGUUUAAGCUUCUCGCUUUCAGGGAAUUUAUCUGGCAGUGUAGUGGUUAAACCUCUACAUUCCCCCCUUCCUUUCCCCCCCCGAACCCCAUGUUAGAGGUCAUGUUAAGAUAAGCUGCAGAAAUAUUGCAUCAUAUAUUACCCUGGCUGUAAUGCAGUGCAGGAGGGGAGAAGGGGUGAGCACCCACCUCCUACAGUGCCUUACUGCCCCCUGCACACAUGUAGCCUUGUUCACUUUCCAGCUGAUUCAUCCAAUCACGCGUACACGCUUUUGUGGGUUUGAAAAAUUCCGUAAAUUUGUUUUCUUGAA